Messenger RNA from Solanum pennellii, 1143 nucleotides. RefSeq lists its product as uncharacterized. Lineage: Eukaryota; Viridiplantae; Streptophyta; Magnoliopsida; Solanales; Solanaceae. The transcript has 5 exons. The record is from RefSeq and is a predicted model, not a curated record. Bases 107 to 814 code for a protein of 235 amino acids.
UUAAGAAAAUCCUAAAAUGGCACCAAUUUGUAAACUUUUGUUAUCUAGAAUUUAGUUUUAAAACUAUUUUUCCAAUAAAUUUUGUGAUUAGGCCCGACUAGAAAUCAUGAUAUAUAGUCCUUAUCAUCCUGCAUAUUCUGGUAGCUACUUUCAUAAAAUCUUGUCGAGUACCCAGAAAUCUUAUUCAUCCAUGGCAUUUGCUCACUGCUUCCUUACUGUCCCAGCUGAUACUACAAACUUCCACACCGCUACUUCCAUUUUUACCCGCCCUUUUUCUUCUUCGGUGAGUUCUUCUUUUUCUUCCUCAAACCUCAAAACUUGCAGCCUCUCUAAUUUCCCCAAGAAUUUGAGAAUCGGACUCAAAGUAUCUGUUAAGGCUCAAGCAUCUGAAGCCAGCGCAGCCGCAGAUGCUUUCACCAACUUCAAGCAUGUACUUUUACCAAUUACAGACCGGAAUCCUUAUCUCUCUGAGGGUUCAAGACAGGCUGCAGCAACUGCCGCUGCUAUGGCAAAGAAGUAUGGAGCUGAUAUAACAGUUGUUGUUAUUGAUGAAAAGGGGAAAGAAGCAUACCCAGAGCACGAGACACAACUAGCAAGCAUCCGAUGGCAUUUAGCUGAAGGUGGAUAUCAAGAAUUCAAGCUGUUAGAGCGGCUAGGUGAAGGAAGCAAGCCAACAGCCAUUAUUGGUGAAAUUGCUGAUGAUAUGAACUUGGAUAUGGUAGUUAUGAGCAUGGAAGCUAUCCAUUCCAAGCAUGUAGAUGCAAACCUUCUUGCUGAGUUCAUCCCUUGCCCUGUAUUGCUUUUGCCCCUAUGAAGAAGAAAUGUAUCUGAAAAGCCAGUGGUGCUCGGUUUUAGGAUCAGGGAUAUUAGCCUUACCUGACCUGAAGUUUAUUACUAUCUUCAUCAAUCAGGUCUCCAACCUUUUGAUACUGUUCUCUACUUCAUUGACCAUGAACUCAAGUUUUACAUUUGUGGUAAGUGGUAAUAGAACAGAACAAACAAGCUGGUUCAUUGCUAUUUGCUUCUUAAUCAUGUGGAGAGAUAUGAAUGUUGUUUACUCUUUGAAGUAUACACUUGUUCAGCUUGAAAGUAGAAAAGAUUUGUUGCCUUUAUACUGAAUUACCGACUGAUAUUAUCUUUGAA